Phacochoerus africanus (Common warthog) is the source of this 1178-nucleotide messenger RNA. Its product is annotated as zinc finger protein 84-like. Lineage: Eukaryota; Metazoa; Chordata; Mammalia; Artiodactyla; Suidae. The annotation marks the transcript as partial. The transcript has a single exon. The record is from RefSeq and is a predicted model, not a curated record.
CCACUGCACCACGACGGGAACUCCAGCACGGUAACAAAUCUUAAAAGCUAUCAUAGAAUUCACACAGUAGGGAAACCUUAUGAAUGCAGUGAAUGUCCCAGAUCCUUCAGGUAUAAGUCCAAGCUCAUAAUACACCAGAGGACUCAUACAGGAGAGAAGCCAUACAGAUGCAGUGAAUGUCAGAAAGGUUUCAGUACAAAAUGUCAUCUGAGUCUGCACCAGCAAACUCAUACAGGAGAGAAACCGUAUGAAUGCACUGAGUGUCAGAAAUCCUUUAGAACAAAAUAUCAUCUCAUUCUACACCAUAGGACUCAUACAGGAGAGAAACCCUAUGAAUGUAAAGAAUGUGGAAAAGCCUACAGGGAAAAGACAAAGCUCAGAUUACAUUACAGAACACAUACAGGAGAGAGACCUUUCAAGUGUAGUGAUUGUGGGAAGGGUUUUAUGCAGAAGUCAAACCUGAUUAUCCAUCAAAGAAUCCAUACAGGAGAGAAACCCUAUGAAUGUAAAGAAUGUGGGAAGGCCUUCUAUAGUAAGUCUCAACUUGUUGUUCACCAGCGAAUCCGUACAGGAGAAAAAUCCUACGAGUACAGGCAAUGUGGGAAAGCCUUCAAAAAAAACUCGCACCUCCCAACACAUGAGAAAAUUCAUAUAACAGAGAAACCUUAUGAGUGCAGUGAAUGUGAAAAAGCUUUUGUACACACAUCACAGCUCAUUCUACAUCAGGGAAAUCAUACAGAAAGAAAACCUCAUGAAUGCAAAGGAUGUGGGAAAGCCUUUAAUAAAAAGUCACACUUCAUUACCCAUCAGAGGAUUCAUACGGGAGAGAAGCCUUAUGAAUGCAGUGAAUGUGGGAAAGCUUUUAUAGAUAAGUUUCAGCUAAUUGUUCACACAAGAACUCAUACAGGAGAGAAACCUUAUGAAUGCAAGGAAUGUGGAAAAGCCUUUAAUAAAAAGUCAUCCCUCAUAACACAUCAGAGGAUCCAUACAGGAGAAAAACCUUAUGAAUGCAGUGAAUGUGGAAAAGCUUUUAUAGACAAGUCACAUCUCCUUGUCCAUCAGAGAACUCAUACAGGAGAGAGACCCUAUGAAUGCACUGAGUGUGGAAAAGCUUUCAUAUGAAAGGCAAUGCUCAUUGUCCAUCAGAGGACACAUACAGGAGAGAAACCCUUUGCAUG